Acanthosepion pharaonis is the source of this 567-nucleotide messenger RNA. The record is from the annotation of a GenBank genome assembly. NCBI's taxonomy places the organism in Eukaryota, Metazoa, Mollusca, Cephalopoda, Sepiida, Sepiidae.
AUGACCUCCCCGUCUAUCAUCCCCUCUCUCUCUCUUUUUGCACGGACAAAUAUUUCUCCUCUGUUUAUUCAUCUUUUCUGUCCCAGCCCGUUCUCGUUCUCUCUAUCUUGGUCUUUGCAUCAUAUCUGUCUCAGUUUGGUCCUUCCUUUCAUUGUUUUUCUUUUCCAUUAUCUCUUAAGUAGUUAUUGCGAGCAUUCUCUCUGUGACCGGCAUUCCGAGCGAAGAUGGCCAACUCUCUUAGUGUGGAUCACUCAACAGCAACAUAGUUUUCUCUCUUUUUUUAUUUCCUUCUCCCUCUCUCUCUCUCCCCUUCUCCCUCUCUUUCUUUCUUUCUUUCUCUCUUUCUUUCUUUCUUUCUCUCUUUCUUUCUCUCUUUCUCUUUCUUUCUUUCUUUCUUUCUUUCUUUCUUUCUUUCUUUCUUUCUUUCUUUCUCUUUCUUUCUUUCUUUCUUUCUCUCUCUUUCUUUCUUUCUUUCUCUCUCUCUUUCUUUCUUUCUUUCUCUAUUUCUCUUUCUUUCUUUCUUUCUCUAUUUCUCUUUCUUUCUCACUUUCUCUCUCUCUUUCUUAA